GAUAUCGUCAAAAUUUUGGCAUGGUUGAUUUUUACGAGAUUGAGUGAAUUACAACCGUUUUCUGAAAAUUAUUAUGAAAAUGGAGUGGAAACCCGAACAGGAAGGAUUAAGGCAAAUUCUUACACUUUUAAAGGAAUCCCAAUCACCAGAUACUGCUACUCAGAGAGCAGUUCAACAAAAAUUGGAAGAAUUGAAUAAAUAUCCAGAUUUCAAUAACUAUCUAAUUUUCGUCUUAACGAAAUUGGUAUCCGAAGAAGAACCUACAAGAUCACUCAGCGGUUUGAUUUUGAAAAAUAAUGUGAAGUCACACUACAACAAUUUUUUACCGGAGGUCGCCGAGUUCAUCAAACGAGAAUGUUUAUCUGCAGUCGGUGAUCCAUCACCAUUAAUUCGCGCAACUGUCGGCAUUAUUAUAACUACUAUUGCUAGUAAAGGAGAGCUUACAUCUUGGCCUGAACUGUUGCCAUCAUUAUGUCAAAUGCUUGAUUCACAAGAUUACAAUGUUUGUGAGGGAGCAUUCGGAGCACUUCAAAAAAUUUGUGAGGAUACGGCAGAACUUCUUGACAGUGAUGCACUCAACCGGCCCUUAAAUGUUUUGAUUCCCAAAUUUUUACAGUUCUUUAGACAUUCUUCACCUAAAAUAAGAUGUCAUGCUAUUGCUUGUGUCAAUUACUUUAUUAUGAGUAGAACGCAGGCACUCAUGUUACAUAUUGAUUCUUUUAUUGAGAACCUUUUCCACUUGGCAGCUGACGAGGACCAUGAUGUGAGAAAAAAUGUUUGUCAUGCUUUAGUUUUACUAUUGGAAGUUCGUCUGGAUAGACUCAUUCCACAUUUACCCAAUAUUAUUGAGUAUAUGUUGGUGAGAACGCAAGAUCCUGAAGAGGGUGUAGCUCUGGAGGCGUGCGAAUUUUGGCUAUCUCUAGCAGAUCAGAAUGUCUGUAGGGAGGUACUAGGGCCUCGCUUGCCAGCUCUGUUGCCGGUCCUAGUAAGGGGUAUGCGUUACUCUGAAAUGGACGUGAUCUUACUCCGCGGCGAUCGCGACGAUGACGCGGACGAAGCGGAGCCGGAUCGCGAGUCUGACAUACGACCGAGGUUCCAUAAACCACGCUCACACACAAUAAAACAUAAUGUGGGCAGCGGAGACAGCAAUAUGUCAGGAGGCGGAGAGUCAGAUGAUGAAGAUGAAGGCGGUGCAGACUCUGAUGACGGAUCUCUUUCUGACUGGAACCUGCGCAAGUGCAGUGCUGCAGCCCUCGAUGUUCUCGCCAGCGUGUUUGGAGCUGAUCUGCUGCCUGUUCUCUUCCCCAUACUCAAGGAGACACUCUUCCAUGAGGAUUGGGUCAUUAAGGAGAGCGGCAUCCUAGCGCUGGGCGCGGUGGCGGACGGGUGCAUGGUGGGCAUGGUGCCGCACCUGCCCGACCUCGUGCCGUACCUCGUGUGCUGCCUCGGCGAGCGGAAGGCGCUCGUGCGCGCCAUCACCUGCUGGACCCUGUGCAGAUACUCUCACUGGAUCGUGUCGCAGUCGCAUGAUCUCUAUCUGAGGCCGGUUAUGACUGAGCUCUUAAAACGCGUAUUAGACAACAACAAGCGCGUACAGGAAGCGGCUUGUUCAGCAUUCGCUACGUUAGAAGAGGAAGCUUGCACGGAACUAGUCCCGUACUUGGGGCACAUUUUACAGACUUUGGUGUACGCUUUCAGCAGAUACCAACAUAAAAACUUACUCAUUCUGUAUGACGCCAUCGGAACCCUUGCUGACUCUGUUGGACACCAUUUAAAUAAACCGGAGUACAUUAAUCUGCUUAUGCCGCCUUUGAUAACAAAGUGGAAUGUAUUGAAGGAUGAGGACAAGGAUUUGUUCCCAUUGCUUGAGUGUCUAUCGUCGGUAGCAACAGCUUUACAAUCUGGUUUUCUGCCCUACUGCGAACCUGUCUUCAGAAGAUGUGUCUCUUUAAUAGAGCAAACUUUGAAUCAAAAUAUACCCGACUUCAUGUUCUUCUGCGACGCGGUGGCCUCGUGGUCGCACCCCAAGGACGAUCUGAAGGAGAUGUUCACGAAGAUCCUGCACGGGUUCAAGAACCAGGUGGGCGAGGAGAACUGGCGCCGCUUCACCGACCAGUUCCCCGUGCAGCUCAGCGCGCGCCUCUCCGCCAUGUGCGGCAUAUAGGGCACGCGCCGCGCGCUGUGGGGAACCAAUGUCAGCACGGGUCGGGAAGACAUUGCGAAGUCGCACCGAGUGUUUGUUACAUUUUGACAUGUACCUGAAAUUACGGCGACUCCACUUAAUAGACGAGGGCUCGCGCCCGGGAAACGCACAGUUGGGAGCAUUAUAUGGGGAUAGCUUAGCGGCGCGUUGCAUGCUUACGCGGCCCGCGCGCGUAUAUCGCAUCGCACGCGAACCUUGUACGUUCGCUAUUUAUGGACCGAAAUACUUACGCGAUAAAGCUCACUUUUCCACUCCUCUUCGCUGUACGACUCGACAUCGAGUCACCCGUCUCCCUCUUGUAUAUAUCGAACACGCUAUUUCGGCCCUUAAAUACAGUGCGAACUCAUAGUGGUCGGAGUGUUAAUUGCAUGAACUUUAGUGUUAGUGUUUAGUGAUAACCGAGAGCGAGUAAUGUAUUAUUAUUUUUCGAAUUGGUUUUCAAAUUUUAUCAGUGAUCGUUUAAAUUCGGAUAGCGUUAAAUUUGUAAAUGUUUACCGAAACGUUCGAGAUCUCGCCAAGUGAUUACGAAUCACGAUUAUUGUUUUCAGAUUGAUUGCACGCCAAUGCUUGCAUUUUUACUGUAAGAGUUUGUCGCCCUUAAUUUUGUUAUAUUCGGCACAAUGAUUUGGGAAAACUUAAUAAGUUACAUACAAUAAUGUUUAUGUUUUAGUGUCGGAAUUGUUUCGCUUGAAUUUUGAUCGACUGAUAUAACCGUUCACUGCUCAGCGUAGAUUUUGUACUUGUGUUCUUAUACCGACUUACCCCAAUAUACAACAUUCAUAUUACAAGAGAAAUGUUAAAAUCGUUCGUCAAAUAUACAAUUUACUUGAUGGUCGUGUAUAUUUCGUAAGCAUUUAUUCGUUUCCUUUAUAGGUUCUUCAAAAUAAUUAAUACAACUAUUUAAUGAAAAAAUGUAUUCGUUAACUAUUUUAACAUGAAUUACAAAGACUUAGUGAAAUCGAGAAUUUAUGUCAACUGUGAUUUGUGACUGGUUUAUUUUGACUAAUAUAUGUGUAUGUCUAUAUGUCUGUGUCGUGCUGAUAUAUUAUCGCUUUGAUAGUUUUUGUGUCGGCUAGAUAUCUGCUAUAUUAAUAUACCAAAUAGUAUUUUUACGUUUUAUUUUAUUUUAAUUGUUUGUAUGAUCGAGUUGGUCACACGUUUCUCAUUUGAAUUGUAAACUUGAUCGUAGUCUUUAAAUUUUUAUAAGUCAAAUAGCUAAGCUUUCUGAAAAUAUAAUGAAUACUAAGUUCCUAACGCAUUCUAAUAGUCUCGACACUUAUAAAUCUAAAACAAAUAGCAAGUUUUCAUUUCGAUUGUUGAAUGUAGUGAUCAACUUUAAUAAUUGGUAUAAAGUACUAUUUACGUGUAUAUAUAUUUAAAUAGAUAUUAUUAUGUAUAUGUACAUAUAUUUCGUUGUAUAUUAUUAUAAUUAUAUGCAAUUAAAUUGUGACAUUUUGUUUUAUAUUAAAAACUAAAAAGUCUGACUUAACUUCUUGUUAUACGGCAUAAGUUCAGAUAGUUCUCUGUAUAGAUUCCUUUUCUCAGUGUUUGCUAAACUAUUGAUCUUACAUUUAAUUUUCAUCAUACUUUAAGAAGAAUGUUACGUACAUGUUUUUGUUUAUAAAGGUUUGCGUUAUCGUAAUCACAUCUAAAUAAUCAGUAAUGUCUAAAAUGUCGAAAAAGUUAAAAUAUAACAUUUAAAAUGAACACUAAGAAAAGGACGCUUGUUUAUGGUCUGAAAUUGAGUAGUUCAAAAGAACGUUAGUCUUUUUUUUGCAAUAUUGUAUUAGUUAUAUUAGAUAUGCAGCGGAAAGCGAUACUAUUUUCGGGGAUACAAGUUAAACAUUCCUAGGGGCUUAAUUUAAAAUGUUACUUUCUUAUAUUUGGAUUUUAGUUCUGUUCGAUAUAGUAUUGUUUUUAUUACAAUGCUUUACGUAUUCGAUACAGUUCCAAUGCUUAAAAGAUCCGAAAUUAAUAAAGUUUAUUUGGUCAAAUUUUUUAAAGCUUUGAAACUGUGUCGUUUAUACGUUAUAUAUGGGAAUCCUGUUAAAGUCCUCAUCCCGAAUACCCUUGAAAGUUCCUACCCCGAGUCCUUUCUAGUCCCCAAUUCCUGUGAUGUGCCAACGAAGCCCGAGUAGUGUGCGAACGAGCGCUCACUUUUCGAUCAGUGAGACAACCAUAUUUUAUCGUAUAUAUUCGCUACCGGAAACGUGAAGACAUAAUUUAAUAGUAAUAAUAGUUUAAAAAUACUAUUUUCUUGGUAGUGAUUUUAGUUUCUUUAUGAUUUGCUGGGGGGGUUGUGUCGAAAGUGAUUCAUAUAAUAUACGUCGUCGCCAGCGAAUAUAUACGAGAUGAAAUGGUUUAAGCUAAGGCGUGACGCGUUGUUACAGUUCCAACAACGUUACCCGUUAUUUUACAAUGAAAAUUUUAUCAUUCAGCGCACGGCUUUGCAUUAUUUUUAAGCGAAUCGAACACAAUGUUGAAUUUUACGGGUGUCCGCGUAAUUUAAUUUUAAGAUUAUUAGAGUUUUGUCAUUGUAUAUUUUUAUUGUAGUAGUGAUUUUGUUUUCCUAAAAAGAAACCGUGAUAAUAGCUCGUUAAGUGAUUGCAUGGAUGUGUGAGUGAGCGAGGCGGCGUUCGUGAGGCACGAUUCCUUUCCUAAGGGUAUAGUUGUAGUAUGUUAUAGUAUCGAAGAACAUUAAAUUGUCAAUUUGUCAUACAAAAAAAAUCAUCUGUUCUGUAUUUUUCGUUUUCAAAAUCUAUAAACUUAUGUUCACGCUGUGGCAAUUUCAAAUUUAUCGUAGAAACGUAUUCUACCAUUAUUGUUUGCCAUGUCAACUAACCAAAAGCAAUAUUGCUAUAAUGUAGCCAUUAUAUAACAUUGGUGGAAUUGCUAAACCUGAAUAAUGAAGAAUUUUACGGUUGUGUAAAUGAUAGUCUCACCAUUUACCAUGUUGUAUUACUUUAGGUUAUUUUAUGUUACAAUUAGUUCACUAUGUAUGUAUAUUCACGCAUAUAGUACAACUUGCAGCACAGUUGACAUGAGCGCAUCACGCAACUGAUGUAAAACGUAGCUAAAAAUUAUUCGAUUAGGUCCUCACAAAGAGAAUCCAUACCGGUAUGGAAAUUUAAUUUAAAAUCGCUUAUAGUCGCAUAAAUACUCACAAUGCUUUCAAUUUUUUAUGUACCUAGAUAAUGUAUUUUAUAUUCGUCAUCGUCGAGCCAAAUUAUAUGAAUCGUACUUACGUAUCUAUUUUGAUAUCCAUAUUGUAUUUGUAACGUUUAUAAAGUAUUUUCGUCGUUUUCUAUUUAUUGAUAUCGUUUAACUGUUCUAAGUAAAUUACUGUCAUAUCUGUAUGUAUCCCGUUUGCAUGAUGUAUUGUGUUGUAGUGAAAACGUGAUUGUUGCAACAUUGUGUAAAUUUGAAGUGAGUACAGUGUGUUUGUGAGUCGGACGAGUGGAUCGCUACCUCCAACGUAAGGCCUAACGAGCAUUUACGUAGUACUACGAAAAAUGGCAAAUGUUCUUCUGCAUACAAAAUGUAUUAGCGUCGAUGCAAAAACGUUGAAUAAUGUGUUCCAUUUUCGUAGUGCUUUUGUACAUGCUUUCUAAAUUGUUCUCAUUUUCGUAUCGAAAUUAGUUUCUGUACUCACUGUAUGUCGGAAUUGUACAUAAACGCGUCACCGCGAGAGUGCGUUGCGCUAAAUAUUUAGUACCUAAUGUAAGUUCUGGUUGUAUACAUUGACCUCACCAUAGACAUUCUUUUACCAUACAUUUCGUUAAUAAAGCACUCAUUGUUCGAUC
Zerene cesonia (dogface butterfly) is the source of this 6006-nucleotide messenger RNA. It is a transcript of the gene Tnpo, whose product is annotated as transportin-1. Gene Ontology annotation, biological process: protein import into nucleus. The transcript has 12 exons. The record is from RefSeq and is a predicted model, not a curated record. NCBI's taxonomy places the organism in Eukaryota, Metazoa, Arthropoda, Insecta, Lepidoptera, Pieridae. Bases 74 to 2164 code for a protein of 696 amino acids. Gene Ontology annotation, molecular function: nuclear import signal receptor activity; small GTPase binding. Gene Ontology annotation, cellular component: cytoplasm; nucleus.